Messenger RNA from Lonchura striata (white-rumped munia), 4052 nucleotides. NCBI's taxonomy places the organism in Eukaryota, Metazoa, Chordata, Aves, Passeriformes, Estrildidae. The record is from RefSeq and is a predicted model, not a curated record.
UUCUGCUUCCUGCCGGGGCGUGUUUGAACGUGUGGGGGUGGGCGGGUGAGUGCUCGCCUCCUCGGUGGCACCUUCUUCGCGCCGCUGUGCCUUCAGCCGCCCGCGCUUCAAGGUAGAUGCCAGUUUGCAAUGAGUCUUAAAACCUUCUGGAAGGACAACAAAGUUCUGAUUGUUAUGGGAGCUAGCCUGGGGCUAGUGCACUGGGGCUGGUAUUACUUGAAGUCCAGUCCUAUUUUCGAAGUGAAGACAGAGGAUUUUUCUCCAGAACGUGACAUUCUGACAUUCAUGAUGCAAAGCAUUCGCAAAAGCAAAGAAAAAUAGCAUUAGUACUUUGAUUUUUGGGUAUAACUAAGCUUGAAGGUUUUCAUCUGUGACUGUUGCCAGAAAAGAUGAAGAAAACUACCUGGAGUAGAAAGAACUUUCUGCUUGUGGCAGGACUGUCACUUAUAGGUGUCCAUAUAGGAAGCAUACUUGUAAACUAUGUUGCAAAAAAGUCUGCCCAGUCUCAUUCAGAAGCUAGAAAAAAUCGUCUGGAAUGAAAUAGCGCCCUGCUGUUUAUCCAUUUUGCAUGAUUUAAGCCUCGUUUUAAGAGAGCUGUGAUGAGUAGUUUCAGGAAUGUUAUAUAUACUGUUUCACACCGAAAAUAAUCCUUACCUGCAAAGAAUUAAAAUGUACUACUCUUAAAAUAUGAAAGUGCAAUGAAUUAUGGAUCCAAGCAAAAAUGAAAUGUUUUUUUGGCUAGAAUUAAAGUCUUACCUUCAAAAUGUCUCGCCUUGAAGCUAAAAAGCCUCCGUUAUUUACUAGCAAGCCGUUAACUAGAGAUGCAGUGAGUCAGUCACUGUCUCUGCUGAGUGGGGUAUUAAAAUCUUCCUACGGUCCUGCUGGUCGACUCAAACAGCUCCACAAUGGUGCGGGGGGCUGUGUUUGUGCCACUUCCCAAUCCUCAGCCCUCCUGGGGCACCUUUCCAUCAGCCAGCCCGUGCUGCGUGUCCUGACAGCCUCUGUAUUGAACCACAUGUCACGUUUCAGUGACUGUGGCUUAUUCACUGCCAUUCUUUGCUGUGGCUUCAUUGAAAAUUUCAGGAGCCUGAAUGUUGCACCUUUUACUGUCAUUCAAAUAAGCAAGCAUCUUCUGAGUCUGUGCAUGAACCACCUGAAAUCUGAGGCCUGUGGUUGCCGGGUGUCUGUGGAUUUUAGCAGUCUUGAGACUCUUGUUUGUUUGGUACGGAGCAUUUUAACAAGCAAACCUGCUUGCAUGCUUAAUAAAACUGAAGUUGAUCAUCUCACCUCGCUGGUUUUAAAGGCUUUUAUAUUUACUGUUCCGUGUCAUAUUGAGACUAAUGCUGUUUUAGGCAAGUGUGUGGUAAUACCUGUGAAAGGUAGAAGAGUUGUGGAUUCUGCAGUUCUUCCUGGACUGCUGAUAGAAACGCCAGAAAUCCAAUUGGGAAAACCACUUGCUGUCAAAAGGACUGGUUCAAACGUGAUCAAGAUUGCACUUUUCAGUGUGUCCAUGUCAGGUGACAGCUCUAACCCUGAGGAAGGAACUAUAGCAGUCCAUCACGGAGUUUCUCUGGAAGCGUCAGAGCUGAAUCAGCUGCUCAAUGUGGGGCAGCAGCUGGUUAAGCAUGAGGUGGGCCUUGUGCUGUGCCAGAAGGUGAUGCAUCCCUCCUUGAAGCAGUACCUGAAGGAGAAUGGUGUUAUGGCUGUGGACAGGGCAGGGCUGUCUCUGAUGGAGCCCCUGAGGCGUGUGACAGGUUCACAGCCUAUAGCUUCUAUACAUUCAUUGUCUCCUGGCUGUUACGGCAGUUUGAAAGAUUUGUGCAUUGAGAGUUUUGCUUCAAAGCAUUUUUUACAUCUAAUUCCUGAGGACACAGUUAUCUGCAGCCUGAUACUCUGUAACAGAAGUGAAACAGCAUGGGAUGAGUUGAAGCGUGUCUGUGAAACUGCAGAACAUGUGUUACAGUUAACAGUGAAGGAACCUUUGGCAUUAUUAGGAGGAGGCUGUACAGAAACUCACCUGGCUUCAUACAUAAGACACAAGAGUUCUAGUCUGCCUGCCAGCACUUUCAAAGACUUGGGUUGUUCUCAGACACAGUACCAAUUGGUUGCUGACGGGUUUUGCCGUUCCCUGGAGACUGUAGCUCGCUCUCUGAGUCAUGAUGGUGAAGAAGUUCUGACAGAUGUGGUUUAUGGACACUGUUGGUUUGUUCCCUCAGGUUCUCCUUGUGCCUCUAGGUGGUCAGAUUUAGUUUCAAAAUGCAGCUGUGGGGUGAAUGAUAACACAGAAGACCUCAGCUGGAGCUUUUUGCAAGGACAGUCUAGCUCUCCCAUUUUACAGGGCUGUCCUAAAGAGCCCUCAGUAAAGGUUGCUGACCUCCGGACUCUGGAUUGCUUUGCUGCCAAGUGCAGUGGCCUGCAAGUAGCUCUGGAGACAGCCAACCUGAUUUUGGAUCUCUCAUACAUAAUUGAAGAUCAAAAUUAGCUCUGAUCUUAUGUGAUUUGUGUUAUAUAGCAAGACAACACUGAUUUGAAGGCACGGUAACAUAAUGUGUUAAAAUAUUUGAAAAGGCUAGAAUGUGGACAGCAGAUGGAAAUUUUAAAUUCAACAGCUGACCAUUGAAUACUCUUCUCAUUGUUAACCUGUUGUGCUCUCAAGCAUUUUCAAAUGUUCAGCCUGUUCCCUCUGCAGUAAGGAAAGUUUUGGAUGUUGGUUAGCUCUGUGGCACCUUCAAAAGAAUGGGAAAAAUAGAUUCACUUGCUGAGAAAACAUGUUAUGUGUUAGGAUUUAUACAGUCUCAGCAAAAGCUUUACACAUUCUCAAAGAGACAUUUAUAUUGCAGCAGAAUUUAUCACUGGUAUUUUUAAUUUUGUAAAUAAAAAAGGCUUAGCAGAUAGGUUGAGUCACUUGUUUUUAAUUUUGUCCUUAAGUUUUUGUCUCUGUAUACUAUAUGUAUAUGCAGUUUCUAUUUCUAAAUGGGUGAAAGAUUUAAAUUUGUAUAUGUAGUUUACUUAACAAGUUAUAAAAACUCAACCUAUAAUUCUUAAGGUAGCAAGUAGGUAAUGGAAGAUUUGAAAAGAACUAGCAUACUGGAUGGAAAAAACUCUUGUCAAGUGGACCUUGAUUGUCUUCUGGGGAAUACAGGGCAGUCUCUAAUGAAGUUUCUAUAAUUUAAGCAAAGCUGCAAGACUGUCCACCUUGCCAUUCAAUUAGCUCUUUGACUGUGCAUGGCUUCUUUUAAUGAAGUAAGGCUUUAAGCUGCAUAGACUUGUUUUGAUCUUUAAAUAAGACUCUAGACUGAAUGAUCAAAACUUUUUCUCAUUCUCAGCUUGCAUGCAAGAUCAAAAAGGGUGGUACAUUUUCUUGCUUUAGCUCAUUUUCUUUGUCACUUUUCUUCUCCCUCUUUGUUUUCAGUCACAAGGGACAAAUCAUUCAUGGUGCAUUUCCAGAAAACAUCCGAGUCAGUUGCCGUCUAGUCUGCUUAUUUUUUUUCUUGGUCUCUUAAGUUUUUAAUAUAUUUAUUUACUGUAUAUAAGCAGUAGAAUUGUUAUGGAUAACUCAGUUUUGAAAUAUGUAAUUAAAACCAGAUCUUUCCAGAACUUUGUACAAAGUCCUUUUAAUUUUGAGAACAUAAGAAAUCAUUUUCUCACUGGGGAAAAAAAUUAAGAGUUAUUUAAAGCUUUUUAUCUUUUUAUGACCUGAAAUGAUUGCUUCAGUGCCGAAAGGCAUCCUUUGGGGACUUGUGCAAGAUAGUUACAAGAGCUGAGAAUGGAGGCUGCUGAAAGCUGGUUUGAAAGCUAAUAAAGCUGCUUUCAUAUCUUGAUCCUCCCAUAUGCCAUGAGGAGACAUCAGGAAAAAUGAAGCCAAAUGAUGGUGCAUAUCUUAAGGCACAGAAGAAUCUUGGUAAUGCUUCAUCUAAUUAUGAUUCUCCAGCUCAGAGUGCUGAAUUAUACUGCUUUACUUCCUAUAAUAGCAGCUUGUUAUGCAGUGUGGAAAAUGUUGAGUUUAGUGACUACAGCUGUGAAGUGAAAAUUAAAACAAUAUUCAAGUAGAA